Molecule: messenger RNA, 291 nt
Organism: Paraglomus brasilianum
Lineage: Eukaryota; Fungi; Glomeromycota; Glomeromycetes; Paraglomerales; Paraglomeraceae
Source: the annotation of a GenBank genome assembly
AUGAACACACCAUCGACUAUACCUCAACUUGUGCUGUACCACGAUGGUUCAUCAAAAAUAAAACCGAUAAUCUAUAGACACCAUCCUCGCAGUGUUCCGGAUAAAGUAGAAGCGCCAACGCGAAUUUCUAUAAUACUUCACACGCUUUCGGAGAUUUUCAACGAAAACGUUUCGGUAAAAGAAUUUCAACGUUUCUUCGAAGAAGGCCCGCAGCCAGUAUCUCCCGAGGAGCAGCCCGAGGAGCAGCCAAAACGAGUUAAUUUAAGGAAUGCCCGAAUAUGCGGAAUGUAG